This is a messenger RNA of Macroventuria anomochaeta, 2351 nucleotides long. RefSeq names its product acid protease. Gene Ontology annotation, molecular function: aspartic-type endopeptidase activity. Gene Ontology annotation, cellular component: fungal-type vacuole. The record is from RefSeq and is a predicted model, not a curated record. NCBI's taxonomy places the organism in Eukaryota, Fungi, Ascomycota, Dothideomycetes, Pleosporales, Didymellaceae. The coding region runs from base 86 to 2206 and encodes 706 amino acids. The transcript has 2 exons. Gene Ontology annotation, biological process: proteolysis.
AGUGGUGAUACGUUACUGUUGUCGAGGUUGCAGAUGUUUGGCUGGUCACGCCUUCCUCCAUUCGCUCCACUAAAAGCUUAGCGUCAUGCUUCUCUACCGCGGCGGCCGUUGCGCCUACACGACAACGCUCCUGUUAUGGACAUCCCUCUCGCUAUGCUCGGCCACUUAUGUGCAGAAGAACACCACCACCACCCCGGGCUACACACUACUGCCAGGAGUGUCGAGCGUACCAGCGCCUAUAAUAGUCGCGCCAGACCAGGGCUUCUUGGGCAUUGAUGGAGCAUGGAAUACCUUCUCUUUGCGAGUGGGCUCACAACAGUCCAUUGCUAAUGUCUUUCCGUCAACAGCUAGUCAGCAAAUAUGGGUUGUAAAUCGCGACGCUUGUGUAGGCCAGUACGAGGAUACGAGCAUCAACAAGACGGUGAUCGGAUUCGACCAGAAAUGCAAGGGCAGUCGCGGAUACUUGUUCAACACCACGGAGUCAAGCACCUGGGAUGAACAAGGCUUCUACGGUCUCUGGGUCGGCGGUACUUAUGGGUUGUCUGGCAAUGGCUACUACGGUUAUGAUGCGGUUGGGCUUGGUAUACCGGGAGAGGAGGGUCCAACAGUCGACAACACCACGAUCGGUACGCUCAAAAACUCCAACUUUUGGCUGGGUCAGCUGGGAUUGCAUCCAAAGCCAACGAACUUUUCGGCCGAUUUAUUGUCAACGCCUCCCGUACCUAGCUACAUGACAAGGCUUUUUGAGCAAGGCAAUAUCCCCAGUCUGUCAUUCGGCUACACAGCGGGCGUCCAGUACCAUGAUACGCUGUUCCUCGGCAGCUUGACCCUCGGUGGCUACGAUUCCUCGCGAUAUAUUUCGAACAACGUCUCUUUCGUCUUCUCACCUGACAACGAACGUGAUUUGGUUGUAGGACUUGCUGGACUGACUGCAAAUACCACCACUCGGUCCGACAUCAACCUUCUCCCAGCUGGGACGGAUGACGUGACCUUGUUGAUCGACACGACUGUAGCAGAGCUCUGGCUACCAUUGGCGAUUUGUGAAGCUUUCGAGAAAGCAUUCGGAUUGACGUACGACAACACAACUAAACUAUACCUCGUGGACGAUUUGCUGCACCAAACACUGCUGGCUCAGGAUCCCAGUGUCACAUUCAGCUUGCGCCAGGCACACACUACGGAUCAGACGGUACAAAUCACAUUACCCUACGCCGCAUUUGACCUGGAAGCCCAACACCCUUACAGGGGCUUGAACGAAACGACAAGAUACUUCCCUUUGAGACGUGGCGACAACAAAACUCAGUGGGCUUUAGGGAAAACAUUUUUGCAGGAAGCUUACAUCAAGGUGGAUUGGGAGAGAUCUCGCUUUAACGUCUAUCAGUGCGACUGGACCUACGGCAAACCGACUAACGUCGUAUCUAUCGUCUCACCCAUUUAUGCGGAAGUGGCCACCGCCAUCACGAAAACGGGAGAAUCUCACACAGGGGUAAUAGUCGGCAUCGCUGUUGGCUGCGUAUUCAUUGUAAUCUUCAUAGCCACUGCCAUUGCUGCAUACCUCUGGCGUCGACGUUGCAACGCAAUAGCAGCGAAGUACGCAGCUGAUGCCGCCGAAGCAGAGGCCGCAAGGAAGGCGUCGCCCACCGAUAGAGAUGAGCCUCUCUCUUCACCUGUGAGCGAGAAGGUGCCAAACGUGUUUCCCAAGGCCGAGCUCCCUGGACAGUCGAACGUCCAUUGGCAUGAGAUGGGUACAGACGACAAAGAGAAAGGCUCCAUCGAGGUCAUGGAAGUGGACAACACCGAACGACCUGUUUACGAGAUGCUUGGAGACAUCCCUGCCCCCCAGGAAGCCGCCGGUCGUCAGCUGUCUGAGAAAGAGACGAUGCUAGUUCGAGAAAAGAACAUCAAUGGGGUCGAUACAAAUGCAAGGACUCAGGCCACAUCAACUAUUGCUCGACCUGCUCCAGUUGCAUCUCUGGAUGAUAUCGCCAUGGUGAACACCAGAUUACCAAGCAACGGCGUGUCACCCGUCACACCACGAGCACCCAGAAACGGGGCCCAUCUCGAGGCAGGCGAUACGUUAUUUCAACUGCCACCAUAUCGUGCACAGCGAGACGGUCGCUCCGUUGAUGACCUACUCUCUCCCAUCUCUCCUCUCGAUGCGCCUUCAUCGACGGACAGCUCGAGACGGCGCUUCUCUUACGAGUCAUGAUUACGGUGUUGUGGGCGUUGGGUUGAUGCAUACUUACAAUUGGCGUUUUUCUGGUGUUGGCGCCAUCGGUGGAGUCCAUCUCGAUCUAUUUAGCGGCAUACGGCGCAACAGGGGCGGCGGGUAUGGCGUUCAAGAUCUUGAAUCA